Anisakis simplex (herring worm) is the source of this 1569-nucleotide messenger RNA. The record is from the annotation of a GenBank genome assembly. NCBI's taxonomy places the organism in Eukaryota, Metazoa, Nematoda, Chromadorea, Rhabditida, Anisakidae.
AUGCAGCCGUCAUAUAGGGGAGUGUCACCAAAAACAAUCCCAGUGAUAUCAUCGACUUCCAAAACCCUGCCGUCACUCUCGUCGAAUGUACUCGCUCCACCGCAGUUUCCAUUGAUGGAUCCUUCAGUUCCGCCUCCUUCGAUUGGAUCGUCGUUAUCGAUGAAUAUCGUAAAUCCUGCUGCUACUACUGGUGGUGGUCAUCUAUCAAUCAGCGGUCAAACAAAUCCACAAAGUAUUGCUGGAAUGAGCUACAAUAUUCGAGCGAAUCUAGCGGACGAGAUCAGGACAAGAGAGCCACCAGAAGAGGACAGUGGUUGCCAUCGUUCAUGGAAUGAAACUGCUUCUUCAUCAUGGUCUUUGGGCAAAAGUUCCUCAACAGAGAUGGGAGGUCGUGACAGUGCUGUGAUUGAUGUAAAUCAGCCGUCAACAUCAUCAAAAUAUCACCCACAAGAUUCAAGAAGCGCCUCGAUGGCUGCUGUUGGUGUUCCGCCAGAUCAAAGCCAGUCGUCGCCGGCGCAAUGCCGAUCACGACCGGCCUUCAAUGUGGAGCAAUAUUUCGACGAGGCAGACGAAUGCUUGGGCAGUUCGGCACCGAAUUAUUCGCCUCAUAAAGAAAAAUCAUCUUUAUUGCCAACUCCAAGACAGCAGCAGCAACAGUCUCAGCAAUCGCACUCGUCCUCAACACCAUUGUCGUUGUAUCAGACACCGGUACGGGAUCGAGACGAUCGUUCAUCAACAUUCAGUCAUUUCCAGUUGUCUGCUGAGAGAACGUGUGGAUAUUCAGGAUCGCAACACUCUCCGAUAAAUCAGCAACAACAACAACAGCAAAGGUCUAUGCAGCAACAGCCUCAGCAUCAGUCUCUGGCAUCAGCCACUCCAACAGCCGCCAUCCGAACACCUCUAUUAUCGAGUCAUCAGUACGAGCCAGCAGCGGUCGAUGUGAAUCGAGUGUUGUACGGGAAUGAAGACGUUAGGAGUUUACCGAAAUGGAGUGAUGAAGCGAAUAUGAGCAAUGCUAAUCAAGCCAGGCACACUGGUAGCAGUACAUUCAUGAGCCAAACUCUAGCAGAUAAUAACGAUCGAUUUUAUCAGCAAGCAACAGCGAUGACAACGAAUCGACCGCCGUCUUACUCUUCACUUGAGCAAACGAUUUAUUCGGAACCACCACCACUAGCUGCUCACCUAUCGUCUCGCCACGGGCAAGCAUCGUCAGCAGCCGGAUAUGCUUGUUCUUCUUCGAUGAUGUCGAGUCCUCCUCCUGCAAUACGUCUGUCGAAUGCACCCAGUUUCAAGCAAAACAUCAUGGGGCUAUCACAUUCUGCGCCGAAAUCACAUAGGCCUCUGUCACCGCUCACUGCAUCUGCUCAUCAACUUUCUGGUGGUAACGUAACGCCGUUGGGAAACAGAGGAAGACCGAAUAAUGGUCGUGGAGGGGGUGCUGCCGCUGGAGGUAACAGUGCAUUUAGCCAACAGCAUAGAGCACCACCGCAGUCAUCGUCGAGAGGUGGCCGUGGCUCAGGUUCUGGGAGAGGUUCGAUAUUCGAGCAGUCGCGUAAAUUCUUUUGGUGA